AUGGAGGGGACGCCCUAUCUGGAGCUCUACUUGGAUCCGUGCACUACCCAGGACAGCCUUGUCCCAGCCUUGUCUCCUCUGUUCAGCCCAGUUGUGCCUUGUGAUGUGUACACACCUAAUCCAUCCAAUCCAGAGACUACCCUGGAGUCGCAUCUUGAAGAAGUCAAAGAAACAGCUGGAGAGUUCCCAUCUGUGGAUCUUAUCUUCCUACCAGAUGAACUGACUCAAGAAAGUAGAGACCAGACUGUCGGUAGAAGCCAGCGUGAAAUUGAAGAAAACUGCACAGCUCACAGUCAUCAAGAUGAGUUGCUACCACGUGGUGAGCAGGAUGUCGAGCUGGAUUCUCACAACAACUGUUUAUCAAAUCCCUGGACACAGCUGCUUGUGCCCACUGCUGACUCUGCUCAGCCCUCACCUGAGAAACCAGUCCCAGGGGCCUUACCACUGACCAUAACUGCCAUGACUCCAGUGGCCCCUCCCUCAGAGUGCUCCGGCAUUGUGCCUCAGCUCCAGAACAUAGUUUCCACUGUGAACCUGGCUUGUAAGUUGGACCUGAAGAAAAUAGCUUUGCACGCUAAAAACGCAGAAUAUAACCCGAAGAGGUUUGCUGCUGUCAUUAUGAGGAUCCGGGAGCCCAGGACCACAGCGCUCAUCUUCAGCUCUGGGAAAAUGGUCUGCACAGGAGCCAAAAGUGAAGAACAGUCUCGACUGGCAGCAAGAAAGUAUGCUCGUGUGGUACAGAAGCUGGGCUUCCCUGCCAGGUUCCUCGAUUUCAAAAUUCAGAACAUGGUCGGAAGCUGCGACGUGAGGUUUUCCAUCAGGCUGGAGGGUCUGGUGCUCACGCACCAGCAGUUCAGCAGUUAUGAACCUGAACUGUUUCCUGGCCUUAUUUAUAGAAUGGUAAAACCACGAAUUGUUUUGCUUAUCUUCGUAUCUGGGAAAGUUGUGCUGACAGGUGCCAAAGAACGUUCUGAGAUCUAUGAAGCAUUUGAAAACAUCUAUCCUAUUCUGAAAAGUUUUAAAAAAGGUUGAGAAUAGCAUUCAAGAUUUUGCUGUUUUGAAUGUGUGUACAGAUUCAGCACAGAACAGCUGGAUUCUUUUGGCUUUAAUCAUAGUUGUUCAAGUACAUUUUGACAUAUUACUGGUGACUCUAUGUGAGUAACUGUGUCUAAGAGACCCGUGAAAACAAUUUCUUACUCAAAAUGACUCUUGUUUAAACAUUUAAGAAAAAUUCAGAAUUUGAGAGAUUUAGAGCCUUGUUAAAAUAUUAUUAAAACGGACUGCUCUGCUUUUGUUGCAUAAGUAACAUUAACUUGUGUUUGCUGAAAAGGCACAGGUAUAUAGAAAUUUCAAAUAAUUGCACAAACUAGAAACUGUGUAUGAUAUCACAGCAGAACAGAAAUUCCUUUGUCUAUAUUUUGCCUUUUAAAAUAUUGAAGUAGCUGGACAUGGUGGUACACACAUGAGAUGCCAGCACUCGGGGAGGCGGAGGCCAGAGGAUUCCAAGUCUGAGGCUAUCCUGGUGACCCUGUCUCCAAAUAAAGG
Messenger RNA from Octodon degus (degu), 1545 nucleotides. It is a transcript of the gene Tbpl2, whose product is annotated as TATA-box binding protein like 2. The record is from RefSeq and is a predicted model, not a curated record. NCBI's taxonomy places the organism in Eukaryota, Metazoa, Chordata, Mammalia, Rodentia, Octodontidae. The transcript has 7 exons. Gene Ontology annotation, molecular function: DNA binding; RNA polymerase II general transcription initiation factor activity. Bases 1 to 1032 code for a protein of 343 amino acids. Gene Ontology annotation, biological process: DNA-templated transcription initiation.